AUGCACAAGAUGACCCACAGCAUUCUCAACGUGAAAGCCGCUGCCACAUACGUUCCAUAUCAAGACCUGGAGAACAAGCGCAUGAUGCUUGAUCUGUUGGAUGAACCGGCUGAAUUCGCUGCCCAUAUCCGUCGGUACACUACCUCGCUAACAACCCAGAUGAUCUUCGGGUUUCGAACGGUGGAUAAAAAUGAUCCUAGGCUGUUGCAGCUAUUUCAGGGGUUUGAACGCUGGGGUGAGCUCAUCCAAGGGGCAGGAUCACAGCUACUGGACCUGUAUCCUGUACUCCAAAAGCUCCCAGCCUUUUUGUCCCCCAGGUAUCAUUACGCUCGAGAACUCCACAAGAAAGAGAUGGCUUUGUACCUUGGGCACUGGAUGAACACUAAGAAAGGCCUUGAGGAUGGAACUGGUCUGCCCUGUUUCUGUAACGACGUGCUGCGAGCGCAGGGACCCGAGCAAAUGUCUGAUGAGCAAGCAGCGUACUUGAGCGGUUCUCUUCUUGAGGCCGGAUCGGACACGACCGCAUCCACUCUUGUUGGGUUUGUGCAGGCCAUUAUGGUUUUCCCCGAUGUUCAAAAGAUGGCACAAGACGAGAUAGACAAAGUGGUGGGCACCGAUCGCUUGCCUGACAUAGAGGACAUGGAGAGCUUGCCUUACAUUAGGGCGUGUGUGAAGGAAAGCCUCCGGUGGAUGCCGACGACAGUCACUGCAGCCCCCCACGGGCUUAUGAAGGACGACAGUUACAUGGGGUACAGACUCCCAGCCGGUGCAACCGUGAUCCUCAAUGUUUGGAGCCUUCAUAUGGACCCAAAGCGGAACCCGGACCCUCGCAAAUUCGACCCUACUCGUUUCAUAGACGAUCAUCGCAGCGAGCUGGAGGCAGCUACAACUCGCGACCCUAGCACGCGAAACAAUUAUCAGUUUGGCGCCGGCCGCCGACUGUGCCAGGGGAUGCAUAUUGCUGAGCGGUCUCUGUUCUUGGGCGUGGCACGCCUACUAUGGGCCUUCAACUUCUCACGGCCCGUGGACCCUCGGACGGGGGAACAGAAGCCACUACCCGAUAUCGACCACCUCGUCGGCAGUCUGACUAUGCAGCCAGCGCCUUUCGAGGUGACCAUAUCACCCCGCAGUGAAAAGAAGGCUCUAAUGAUUAGAGAAACGUGGUGGGAAGCUGUAGAGAAGUCAUUGGAUGAGCAAUCUCUACAAUGGAAAGAGGUUCCGAAGGACAUGGUUUUUAGUACGUGGAUGCCGACGAUGACCGAUAUCUGA
Aspergillus calidoustus is the source of this 1269-nucleotide messenger RNA. NCBI's taxonomy places the organism in Eukaryota, Fungi, Ascomycota, Eurotiomycetes, Eurotiales, Aspergillaceae. The record is from the annotation of a GenBank genome assembly.